Cooperia oncophora is the source of this 792-nucleotide messenger RNA. The record is from the annotation of a GenBank genome assembly. Lineage: Eukaryota; Metazoa; Nematoda; Chromadorea; Rhabditida; Trichostrongylidae.
AUGCAGUUAACCUUCCGUUUGUCGAAACUCCAACUCAAGCUGUUUUUCACAAUGAUGUCGGCUUUUAUGGUGAUCACUAUAUGUUAUGGAGCUUUCAACGUGUUCAUUUGCAUGCUGCAGGAGAUUCGCCGUGGGAAAACUACAAAAUGCAAUACAUGGGCACCUAUUAUCGUGAUGAUGGCAAUCACUCAGGGAGUGCUGAUCACCAUCUACAAGUUCCAUUACCUCUCCGAGUCAAUGAUUCUUUUCUUGGUGGUCUAUUACGUUGCAGUCUCUGUCAUCAUGGCGGUAGUGGUAGCCGUAUUCCUUCAUCGCCCACGUCCAAACGACAACACCUGGGUGAAACGUCGGCAACCAAUGAAAUCGAAAUUCAGUCGUUUCCUUCUCUUCUGUCUUAUCGCAGUACUCCCUUCAAUGCUGCAUACACAUCACCUGAGCGCUAAACUAAUGGAUUGGUACUUUGGUGGUGUCGAGGUUUUGACGGCCAUCUAUACUUUCACCGACUACAUGCUUCAUCCAUGGAUUUUCAACAUCGCCGGAAUGCUGUUAUUGGAGCCGUUCAGAAAAGUCUUCACAGGAAACAUGCGACCGUUUAGCUGGCGUUCUAACUGUCUUAUAUUUUACGCAGCUCAUCACAAACAAUCCCAGCUGUCUAUAGAGUCCCACCUCCAAGUUACAACGACGCCACACAGAGGGCGAAACCAUCAAGGCCUACGCAGAUGUACUAGUGCAUUCGGGAAUCAACUUGCUUGUACAAUACACCUUUUAGAUUACCUACUAAGCAGUUACUAA